Messenger RNA from Pseudomyrmex gracilis, 845 nucleotides. RefSeq lists its product as uncharacterized. The coding region runs from base 324 to 683 and encodes 119 amino acids. NCBI's taxonomy places the organism in Eukaryota, Metazoa, Arthropoda, Insecta, Hymenoptera, Formicidae. The transcript is spliced from 4 exons. The record is from RefSeq and is a predicted model, not a curated record.
UUAAAUAUGUUCUGUGGGAUCAGCAAUCGACAUUUUUGACAAGUAUAUGUAAUCUUACAAAACUUCAGAAACUUGAAGUAAUUUCAUGUUUUCGUAUACAGGACUUUUGUCCAGACACAGAUUUAUUCACUGUUUCUUGUAACUGCCAAAAGCUAGAGAUUCUAGACUUUCGAAACACAUUAGUAACGGAUAAGAUAAUUGAAUGGUUUUGUCAAGUUAAAUCUUUAAAAGAACUGUAUCUAGAAUGUCCUAAAUAUUUUAGGGACAAAUUGUCAUCAAAUGAAUUUUUCAAAGAGUUAGAAAACUUUUAUUACGGAGACUACAUGUCUUUGUAUCGGUUUGAUGAGGAACUUUAUACAUUUUAUAAUCGUCUUGCCGAAAAGAACGAUAAAGAAAUAAUCACUUACAGAAACAAUUUGUUUCCAAACUAUUUGUUGUCAAAUAUUAGUCGCUAUAUAAGUAGAUGUACAAAUUUGAAGAUAUUACAUAUAAGACAUUAUUCGCAAGUUACAAGAACAGCUAUCGAUAUUAUGGCGUCGACAUUACCAAACUUAAUAGAGUUGGAUAUAACUGGAUGUUCUGUAACUCUGGAGGACGUGAAACACUUUGAACUACAAAGACCUAAUGUUAAAACUUAUUCAUCUUUUAGUAUACCACAUAGCAGAUAUUCUAAAAAUGUAUGAGUAAGAUGAGUAUUCAUACGAAGUCAUUGUGACAUAGAUUAUAAAAGAAACGAGGAAAAAACGAAAAUCGUUUCAGAUCUCGAGAGAAAGUAGUACUUGAUAUUUCAAGUAUAUAAAUAUUUUUAACAAAACUGUAAUUAUCGUACGUGAAGAAAGUAAUUA